AUGGAAUCAGUAGGUGAUGACUGCUUUAAUGAGUUAUUAUCUAGAUCCUUAAUUCAAAAAGACAAUGCCAUUGCAGAGGAAAAUUUUCGAAUGCAUGACCUCAUCUAUGAUUUAGGUAGACUUGUGGCUGGAAGAAGUUCUUACUACUUUGAUGCUAGAGAAAUCCCAAGAACUGUUCGCCACAUAUCAUUUCUCAGAGAGAUGUUUGAUGUCUCUGAGAAGUUCAAGGGCUUGUAUGAGUUGAAGUGUUUGCGGACCUUUCUACCACGAUUGGCAUAUCCUUCUGAACCAUGUUACUUAACCAAAAUGGUAUCACAUGGUUGGUUACCAAAACUAAGAUGUUUGCGAAUACUUUCAUUGUCUAGAUACAUAAAUAUCACUGAGUUGCCUGAUUCGAUUGGAAAUUUGUUGCACUUGAGGUAUCUGGAUCUUUCCUACACUUCCAUUGAAAGCUUGCCCAACGGAACAUUUAUGCUUUACAAUUUGCAAACUUUGAUAUUAUCAAAUUGUGAAUCACUUAUUCAAUUGCCACAGCAGAUAGGAAAUCUGAUUAACUUGCGCCACCUUGACAUCAGUGGCACUGGCAAGCUUUCCAUUAUGAACCUGCAAAAUGUUGUCAAUCCUGUGGACGCUUUUCAAGCCAAUUUAAAGAACAAAGAACAAAUCGAGGAACUUAUCCUAGAAUGGGCCAUUGAUCCACAAGAACAGCAGAUUGAAAAAAGAUGUACUUGA
Messenger RNA from Sphenostylis stenocarpa, 732 nucleotides. The record is from the annotation of a GenBank genome assembly. NCBI's taxonomy places the organism in Eukaryota, Viridiplantae, Streptophyta, Magnoliopsida, Fabales, Fabaceae.